Messenger RNA from Daldinia decipiens, 1193 nucleotides. Its product is annotated as aminotransferase. Bases 153 to 974 code for a protein of 273 amino acids. Lineage: Eukaryota; Fungi; Ascomycota; Sordariomycetes; Xylariales; Hypoxylaceae. Gene Ontology annotation, molecular function: catalytic activity. The transcript has 3 exons. The record is from RefSeq and is a predicted model, not a curated record.
CCUACAUGUAUGUAGUACAUGUAUGUAUCUAAUACCUUAGUUAUGUAUUUAGCAUUUACAUUACAUUAUGUAGUUAUACCCAGUACAUAUGUAAGUAUUUGAUAACUUCACCCAAGCUUGAAGAUCGCAAACGAGGCAGCAGACUAUAUACGAUGGACGAUUUUCGGAUCUUCACAUCUAUACGAUAUGAUCCUACUCUUUUAAAAGCCCCAGAAUUAGGAUAUGUCAAUACCGGAUGGAAUCAGAAGUCUUCCCCCUUCUAUAUGCUUGACUUACACCGAGACCGCAUGCUAAGAGCUGCCGUCUACUGGCAAUGGUCAGCCGCAGUCGCCGUCGUUUCUGGCGAAGAAGGCUUGGAGAACCUGCAAAGGUUUCUUCAGGGCAUUACUAGCGGAAUUGGCAACAGCCCGCAUCGAAUAAUGCUUAGCCUAGCUCGGGACGGGACUCUAGAUUAUCAAACCUCUCCUCUUCCAGAGACACAUCUGAAUAACCUAUAUCCAGAAUAUCUACCGAGCAUAGAUCGUAAAGACUUAGCCGAAGGAGGAGAUGACAAGGUUCCAAUCAAGGAUCCUACAUACGACAUCUUCCUCGAUAGUCAGAAGACUUCAAAAUCCGAGUUCACUCAUUAUAAAACUACUUUCAGAGACAUGUAUAAUGAUGCAAGGAGACGGGCUCAAAUAAAGCUGGGCGAUAGGAAAGAAGUGCUCCUCGUCAACGAUGAUGGGCAUAUUAUGGAGGGUAGUAUUAGUACCCCCUAUUUCUGGAGAGGCGGAAAAUGGGUCACUCCUCCUAUUCCCACUCAAUAUCGCGUUUCUGAAGGGAGCGGUGGAAAUAACGGCACAACAAGAAGAUGGGCUUUAGAGAGGAAUCUCGUUGUCGAGCAAGUCGUUCUUGCAGAUUCGCUAGUCAACGGCGAAGAAUGCUGGAUAAGUAACGGUCUUCGAGGGUUCAUUUUUGGAAGAGUGAUGCUAUAAUGAAUCAUAAUUCUUAUUAUAGACUAUCUAGGCGAUCUAUUCGAUAUAACUAGAUAGAGAUAUCUUAAGAAGGUAGAGACAAACCUUCAAAUAUAUUAUUAUAUCUAUAACAAUCUGCUAGACGAGGUUCUUGAGGAAAUGGCAUUUAAAAAUACAUCGAAAGAAAUGCGCAGGUGGUAUACGAAAGAUGAAACUAUAGGUGGCACCCUGACACUUGAC